CUAUGAAUAGACAUUUUCAAUGUCAUUUAAAAUUUGGUGAAAUUUUCAUAGUGUUGUGCAUACAGCAUUUAAGUGAAAAGUCAAGAAAACAAAAAUGAGUCAACAAGAACAACAACGACCACGAUAUCGAAUACUUUCGAUUGUUAUGAAUGCUGUUGGUCAUAUAAAUGCUUGUCAAGGACUUUGCGAUAAACUUCGUGAUCAUGGUCAUAAUGUUGUGUUUUUAAUUGACGAAGAAUUUGCUGGCCGUUUAAAACCAUUUGGUUUUGAAGAAUGUCAUUAUCGUAUGCCAAAACCAACUAUAGAGAAUGAAUCUGGUGAAAAAAUUGAAUUCUGGCAAUGGUUUUUAUCUCAUAAUGCAAAACUAUAUAGUCUGUCACCAGUUGAACAGAUGGAACAAUUGAAUCCGACAGUGUUUCGUACGAUGUUUGAUCAACAACGUAGUGUUGAAGAUAUUUAUCGUAAAUCGAUUGAAGAUAUCCGGCCAGAUUUGAUUAUUAGUGAUUGUUAUAUAAGCUGUCCGGCCAUUAUAAUGUCCGGUAUACCAUGGAUAUGGCUUUUUUCUGCUGCACCACAAGCAAUGAUUAUGGAUCCACGUUUACCACCAUUUUAUUCAGGUUUACCAUCGAAUGGUGAUAAGAAACAAUGGCAAGAAUUUCAACAAAGAACAAAUAAAGCUUACGCAUCAUUGUUUAAUGAUAUUAAUGAAUAUUCAAUGGAAAAAGGAAUGCAACCAUUGAAUAAUCGUCUUCAUCCAUUAUCACCAUAUUUGAAUAUUUAUAUGUGGCCACUUGAAAUGCGAUAUCAAGAAAUGAAUGAAUUACCUGAAAAUAUCUUUGGUGUCGACAAUCUUAUGCGGAAAACAGCACAACAACAAUUUGAUAUUCCAGAAUCGAUUCGUAAUAAACCGGGCAAAUUGAUUCUAUUCUCAAUGGGAUCGUUUGGAUGUUCAAAUGUUGGCCUAAUGAAACGAUUGGUGGGCAUUUUUAGUAAAUCACCAAAUCGAUUUAUUGUUUCAAAAGGACCAAUGGCAUAUGAUCUAUCAGAAAAUAUGUGGGGCGAUAAAUUUCUACCACAAAAAGCCAUAUUACCAUUGGUCGAUUUGGUCAUUACACAUGGUGGUAAUAAUACGGUGACAGAAUCAUUUUAUUUUGGCAAAAAAAUGCUCAUUUUACCAACAUUUGAUGAUCAAUUUGAUAAUGCACAACGUUUAGUUGAAGUUGGUCUUGGUGCACGAUUAAAUCCAUUUGAAUCAAGUGAAAAAGAAUUUCUGGAUACCAUUCAACGAUUAUUGGAUGAUGAACAAUUAACAGAACGAAUGGCAAAAAUUGGCGAACGUAUACGUGGAUCAGAAAAUGAUAAAGAAAAAUUGGCCAAACGUGUUGAAGAAAUUUGUGAGAAAUAUCAAAACCAAAAAAAAAAAAUAAAUCAAAAAAAUAAUUAAAACAAACAGAAAAAUUUUUUUUUAAAGAAAAAAAAUGA
Dermatophagoides farinae (American house dust mite) is the source of this 1482-nucleotide messenger RNA. Its product is annotated as NDP-glycosyltransferase YjiC. Gene Ontology annotation, molecular function: UDP-glycosyltransferase activity. The record is from RefSeq and is a predicted model, not a curated record. NCBI's taxonomy places the organism in Eukaryota, Metazoa, Arthropoda, Arachnida, Sarcoptiformes, Pyroglyphidae.